AUGCGGCCUGCGGGGCCCGGGCAACCGCGCGUUUCGCAGGCGGAGCGGGUAGCCGCCCUGCGCGAGAUGCUCGCCAGCGGCAAGAUCCUCAAGGGGCCGUGCUGCCACGACGCGCUGUCCGCCCGCCUCAUCGAGCGCGCCGGCUUCGACUUCGCCUUCAUGUCCGGCUUCUGCACCUCCGCGGCCCGCCUCGGCGCCCCUGACACGGGCCUCAUCAGCUACUACGAGAUGGUCGACCAGGCGCGCUACAUCGUCGAGGCCACGCGGGCGCUCCCCGUCAUCGGCGACGGCGACACGGGCUACGGCAACGCGGUCAACGUGCGGCGCACCGUGCAGGGCUACGCGCAGGCCGGGCUUGCGGGCGUGCUCGUCGAGGACCAGGUGGCGCCCAAGAGCUGCGGCCACGUGCGGGGCAAGAGGGUGUGCAGCCGCGAAGAGGCGGUGGCGCGGGUGCGCGCGGCGUGCGACGCGCGGGACGAGGGCGGGGCGGACAUCGUGGUGGUGGCGCGCACGGACGCGCGGCAGGCUGUGUCGCUGGAGGAGGCGCUGUGGCGCACGCGGGCCUUCGCGGAGGCCGGCGCGGACGUGCUGUUCGUCGACGCGCUCGAGAGCGAGGAGGAAAUGCGGCGCUUCUGCGAGGAGGGGUCCGCGGGGGAGUGGGCCGGCGUGCCGAAGAUGGCAAACAUGCUCGAGGGCGGCAAGACGCCGAUUCUCGCGGCGCCGGAGCUCGAGGAGAUGGGCUUCUCGCUCGUCGCGUACCCGCUCACGGUGCUCAACGUGGCGAUCGACGCCAUGGAGAAGGCGCUGGCGAGCCUGGCGCAGGGGGAGAUCCCCCCACAGCCGUCCUUCACGCACAUGAAGGGCGCCGUGGGGUUCGACGAGUACUUCCAGCUGUCCGACCACUACGCCGUGCCGCCCGAGGCCACGCUGCCGUACCCGUACUGCGAGCAGGCUGCGGCUGCGUCGGGUGCUGAGUUGGACGCAGACAACGAGGACGAGGAGCCCGGGACGACGUCGCUGGACGAGGGCUACGCCGAGGGGUCGGAGAGCGGCGGGAACGACUCCGCGGAUGCCGCCGGCGUCCGGCCCGAGGCGAUCGACCCCGUCGUGAUUCCCGCGGACGACGACGACGACGACCGCCCGCGCGCGCGCCAGCAGUACGCCCCGAACGACUCGACGCGCGACCUGGCCGGGCGGGACACGGGCCGGAGCUCCCAGGGCUCCUCCUCGUUCGCGAGCAAGCUGCAGACCGUCCGCAUCCGCGUGGUGGGGCGCGACGGCGACGUCAAGAUCGAGACCACGCUGCCCGUGGGGCUGCUCGCGGGCGUCGAGGGCUUCAUCCCGCAGCUCCAGGGCGUCGACCUCGAGAGCCUCAUCGGGCAGAUGACGGGCAAGGAGGGCCCGCGGGACCGCAGCAAGCCGGUGGUGGACUUCGACGUGGACGGGUCCGGGGACCGCGUGCAGGUGUUCCUGCAGUGA
Pedinophyceae sp. YPF-701 is the source of this 1479-nucleotide messenger RNA. The record is from the annotation of a GenBank genome assembly. Lineage: Eukaryota; Viridiplantae; Chlorophyta; Pedinophyceae.